CUUUGUAAAAUUUCAUUAAAUUUUUUUUUGUUUUUGCAGGCUGAAAAAGUAAUGACCUUGUCCUUUUUCAUUUUCUUCGGUUGGUGAGUGACAACUCGUGAUUAUUUGGUUGCUUAUUUCAGAAAUUUAUAUUUGUUUAUUACCAGAAUCAGCUUCCUGCGUUGUGUAAGAAACUAAUCGAUUUAAUGUAAGAAAUCAAAAUCCAGCGGCUGUCUUCUUCGAUAAAUUAAACCAGUUUCAGUUUUUCAACUUUGCCCAAGAUGGAACCGCUGCAGAUGCAAGCGCUUCAAGAUCAAUUGGCGUUAGCUCAGCAACAAUUGACCUUAGCUCAGCAGCAGUUAGCCACGGCUCAACAGCAAUUGACCUUAGCUCAGCAGCAGUUAGCCACAGCUCAACAGCAAUUCAUCUUGGCACAACAACAGUUUACUUUAGUCCAGCAACAAUUAACCGAAGCUCCAGUACAGUUACCUGCAGCAACUGCACCACCGCAUGACCAGGAGUUGUUGGACUGCUGGGAGUGGGAUUCUGAAACGGGAGACCCAAUUGUUCCACCCGCGCCUGUACUGUUAGCUGGACAAGGUCUGCAAAUGGUAGAUGCUAAUUCAACCACUUGAGCGAGGAUGGGCUAGAUACAUCCCCCAGUACAGUUUCGAAUGCGACGGCCGCUACUUUUUCCCAACCACUCCUCUCUUCAAUGAAUUUGUAGAUGGGAUGCAUAACAAUGAAGUGGCAGAGUUCACUGUUAAUUACCAGCUCAAUGUUGAAGAUGGAUCAGGUCGUCAGCAAAACAAUGGAAGGAGAAAGUCACGACAAUCUCUUGUUUGUAUGAUUCUGAAAGCCGACCUUAAAAAGAUUAGUGUGGUUGAUGAUGGCAUCGGAUUAACAAUCACGAAGAAUAAUAAUCCCCUGCUUCCAUGGGAUCCACCAGGUGGAGCAAACCAAGAAUUUCCUCUACGAGUAACUAUAAACAAGACCCCCAGGCCAGUUGAAGAUAUCAUUUUGGAUAUAAACAGAAAUGCCAGAUUUAUGAUAACGGGUCCUGGAACAUUUAGUUGUAGAGAAUCGCAUUGCGUCGUCACGAGUCCACUUUUGACUCGGAGUGCUUCAGUUCAGUGGGGAACCCAGCAACACCAGGUUUGUCAUCAACAGAAACGCUACACAUGUCGUAUGAAUGAUUUGGUGUAUUUAUGCCAUUGCAACGCUUGCCUCCAACUCCCAAUUCCGGCUUGGACAACUUAUAUCGGAGAGUCUUACGUAAUUGUUGGUAAAAAUGUACAUGCACGUUGGCAUAACCACCUGCUAUACCUGACCAAUUUCGGAAACCGAAACCUUUACACAAUCGGGUCGGCCCUUCUGGACGAUGCCGUUGCCGUAAUUCUUGGACCUCCACCAACGCCUGACGUUCACGAUCUUCUUAGGGAUAUUGCCGUCCAUUUUACCUGCAUCCACGCUGAUACUGAUAGACGCUACACAAUUCUGCAACAAGGUUUUGGCAAGAAUGCCGCUCAGAGGAGGGCAGCCGAGAAUCAGUGGAUCAUUCAGUGUGGAAAUGGUGUUUACGACGAACAAACCGGUUUUGGAAAUUUAAAUCUGUAAAAUCAAAAACGAACAUGGUAAUAUCUCACUCAGCAAUCUACAAUUCGCAAGACAUUUCUAUUUAAAGUACUGGUAGGGGUACUUUGAAUGAGUAUUUCCACAGCAAAAUUUAUGAACCAAAUCUGUGAAGUCAAUUAUUCAGUUUUAUGUAUGACAAAGUCUUCAUGUGAUUCGUUUUUUACUAGCUAAUGUCUGUCGUUUCAAAUUGUCUUCUGAAGCGAUAAAAUAAAAUACUU
This is a messenger RNA of Folsomia candida, 1832 nucleotides long. RefSeq lists its product as uncharacterized. The coding region runs from base 595 to 1596 and encodes 333 amino acids. The record is from RefSeq and is a predicted model, not a curated record. The transcript has 4 exons. NCBI's taxonomy places the organism in Eukaryota, Metazoa, Arthropoda, Collembola, Entomobryomorpha, Isotomidae.